Messenger RNA from Lathyrus oleraceus (garden pea), 927 nucleotides. Its product is annotated as probable transcription factor At5g61620. Lineage: Eukaryota; Viridiplantae; Streptophyta; Magnoliopsida; Fabales; Fabaceae. The transcript has 3 exons. The record is from RefSeq and is a predicted model, not a curated record. The coding region runs from base 246 to 818 and encodes 190 amino acids. Gene Ontology annotation, biological process: response to ethylene; response to gibberellin. Gene Ontology annotation, molecular function: DNA binding.
AUGAAAAACCAUGUCCUCUAUUUCUACUAGACUUUCCUCAAAUGGACCUUUUUACUUCCACUUUACAAUAGUGCCACCAAAGACCGCAUAACAAAAUUGCUUUUGUUUUGUUUGUGAGUCUAAAUAUAAUAUUGCAUGUUAUGUUCUAUAGUGUGUAUAUAUAUAUAUGGUGGUGUUAGUUUGGUGGGUAGGUUCAUUGUAUAAUUGAUCAUAUAUCCUCGGGAUAUUCUUUGUCAAGUUAAGAAAUGAGAGUAGCUAGAAAAUGCUCAUAUUGUGGAACUUUAGGCCACAAUUCAAGGACUUGCAAUAACAGUAUCAGUCACAAACAACUUUAUCUUUUUUCUUCUUCACCUCGUGUGAACGAAAGUUCAAACAAUUACUCCGGAACUGGCCUCAUAUCCACAAUCCCAUACAGUAAAAAAGGUAUGUCGUGGACUGAGGAUGAACACUAUACGUUUCUUAGAGGGCUUGAGAAACAUGGAAAGGGUAACUGGAGAAGUAUAUCUAGAGAUUUUGUGACAUCAAGAACACCAACCCAAGUGGCAAGUCAUGCACAAAAACACUUUAUCCGUUUGUCUCAGAAUAGCUUCAUGAAUAGAACACAACACAAUCUCAGCCUCCUUAGUGUGGGAUGUGAAAGUAAAACAAGAUUUGAAGCAUUUUAUGAACCAAGUGAAGCUUUUGGCAGAAGAAACUUUAUUUCUCAUCCUCAAUAUUCAGAAUGGCCUAACUCUUCAACUUCAACCUCAACGAAUUGUAGUCAUGAGAAAGAAGCACCUGAUUUAGAGCUCAAACUUGCAACUCCUAUGCCAUUAUAGUGUAUGUGACUACUACUUUGAGGAGUCGUGCUUGUGUUACGUGUAACUCACCAUAUUCAAGCAAAUUGUGUAGCAGUGAUUUCAUGAAAUAAGACAGAGAAUGGAAGUA